GAAUGAAUGACAAAUGCCAAUUCGGUCGCGCUGAUUCAAAUCGAAUACUUGUUUGCUACUUGGACGUCGUUCUUUCAAUAUCUCGAUCUCGUUUGCAGGGAGAUCCAAUCAAUCUGGCGAUUCACAAUGAGCUUCACGCAUACUGGGAUCACGGAGCAGGUGCUUGCUUACCGAGCACCAGACCCUCCUGUCAAGGAGUUUGAACCUCCAAAAGAUCGUGCUUUCUUUGCGGACCCUGAGAAGAAGACCCUGUUGGCCGCGGCGAAGCAAGUUCGACAUCUGACGCCGUACAUUGGUACCGAACUGGUUGGCAUUCAACUCAGUCAGCUCAGCGAUGCUCAGAAAGAUGAGCUGGCCUUGUUGGUCGCAGAGAGAGGUGUUGUAUUCUUCAGGGAACAGGGCCUCACGCUUGACCAACAGCACGAUUUUAUCACGCAUUACGGGAUACAAGACCGUGAUCCAAAUCAGCAGGAUCCACGACAUGUCACGAUCAUUGGGCGAGACAACGACAUCCGGGCGUACGGCGACAUGAGCGGAGAAUAUCAUUCCGACCAUUCUCAUGAAGCCAACCCGCCGGCAUACACAAUGCUACGAAUGGUUCGGACUCCGGAGUUCGGUGGUGACACCAUUUUCACAAGUCAGACCGCACUGUUUGACAAGCUGAGCCCAACUUUCCAGAAGUUGUUCGAGGGUCUCCAUGGAGUUCACAGCUCGGAGCAUACAUUUGUGAAUUCGAUCAAUGGUGGUUACAAUCCGUUCCGCCCUCCACAGCGACGUGAACAUCCUUUGGUCCGCACACAUCCCGUGACCAAGUUGAAGUCUCUCUUCUACAAUCCAAUGUUCCUCAUCCACAUAGCAGAGCUGAAGGGUCAAGAGAGCAUUCACGCACUCAGCUUUUUGAGAGAGCACCUCCAUGCAGCAGACGAUCUUACUGUCAGGUGGAAAUGGGAGCCGGGCAGCGUCGCAUUCUGGGACAACCGAGUCGUAGCUCACAGAGCCUUACCAGGAGGCUACGACACCUCUCUUCGGGAGGGCAAGCGGACAGCGAUCUUCGGAGAGAAGCCAUUCUUCGACCCUUCAGGGGAGACGCUGACUCAACGGAUUGAAAGGCUUCGUGGCGAUGCAACCAAGGCUGAAACGGUGAAGCUUCAUUUCAACACUGCUUCCGGGGAGACCAAUGAUUGAAAGCCAGCAUCCAUUUCAAUGAGAGACGACUAACUAAGUUAGCUACAUCAGGUCGCUAGCCAGGCGGACUGGCCAGCACGGUUGGGUCAGAUAGUACAAUUCAACACUGAUGCUUGCGGAAUGAUUCCUCAGCUUUGGC
Molecule: messenger RNA, 1324 nt
Organism: Exophiala xenobiotica
Lineage: Eukaryota; Fungi; Ascomycota; Eurotiomycetes; Chaetothyriales; Herpotrichiellaceae
Exons: 6
Coding region: 7-1185 (392 amino acids)
Cellular component (GO): cytoplasm
Molecular function (GO): 2-oxoglutarate-dependent dioxygenase activity
Source: RefSeq, a predicted model, not a curated record